CCUGCUGCCCUGGCACCGUGAGCCGCUUCCUCACGUCAGCUCUUUGUGUUUUAUCACCACUUCUCUCAUUUUGCUUGCUUUUCUUUUGUUUUCUUUUUUCCUUUCGUCGUACCUGUCGGACCGGUCCGCCAGGUGAGCGGCGCGUCAUCCCGGCCAGGUGAGGAGGAGGCAAGGAGGGAGGGGAGCCCGCAGGAAGAGCCGCACCGAGGAGGAAGACAAGGGAAACAUGGUGCGGUGACUAAACGCCUGGCCACCCGAUUAACAAGGAGAAGAGACGGAUUUGAUCAGUUUCCACGGAACAGAGACCUGAGGUGCAGCGAUGAGUCGGCGGCGUGUCGACUCCCAGGGUUCCCUGGGGCCCGACGAUGAGGUCAUGCCGUACAGCGACGACGAGACGGACGACGAGCUGGACCCCGCCUCCGACGCCGAGACAGAGGCCCCCCCCGGAGCCCCGCACCCCCCGCUGGAGCCCAAGACCAGCGAGGCAAGCUGGAAGGUGAAGGCCAACGACCGAGCCUACCACCACCUGCCCGAGUUCCAGAGGAAAGUUUUCCUCUGCAUCAAGAAGAGCAAGUACUCUGGGAACGCCAUCAAGACGUACAAAUACAACGUGCUGACCUUCCUCCCCCUCAACCUGUUCGAGCAGUUCAAGAGGGCGGCCAACCUCUACUUCCUGGGUCUGCUCAUCCUGCAGGUCAUCCCGCAGAUCAGCACCCUGCCCUGGUACACCACGCUGGUGCCGCUGGUCCUGGUGCUCUCCAUCACCGCCAUGAAGGACCUGGUGGACGACCUGGCUCGCCACAGGAUGGACAAGGAAAUCAACAACAGGAAGUGCGAGGUGCUUCUGGACGGCAGAUUUCAAGAGUCCAAAUGGAGGCAUAUCCAGGUGGGGGACGUGGUGCGUCUGAAGAAAAACGACUUCAUACCGGCCGACAUUCUGCUUCUGUCCAGCUCCAACCCCAACAGCCUGUGCUACGUGGAGACGGCCGAGCUGGACGGAGAGACGAACCUGAAGUUUAAAAUGGGGCUGAGAGUGACUGACGAGCGGCUGCAGGAGGAGAGUCAGCUGGCUCGAUUUGACGCUCUGAUCGAGUGCGAGGAGCCGAACAACCGGCUGGACAAAUUCACGGGGACGAUGCUGUGGAGGAGGGAGCGCUACCCGCUGGACCUGGACAACAUGCUGCUGCGAGGCUGCAAGAUCCGCAACACCGACUUUUGCCACGGCCUCGUCAUCUUCGCAGGCGCCGACACCAAGAUCAUGAGGAACGGAGGGAAGACGAGGUUCAAGAGAACCAAGAUUGACGAGUUGAUGAACUACAUGGUUUACACUAUCUUCGUGCUGCUGAUCCUGGUGGCCGCCGGCCUCGCCAUCGGCCACACCUUCUGGUACGAGGAGAUCGGCUCCAAGGCCUGGUACCUGUACGACGGGAAGGACGAGGACGCCUCCUACAGGGGCUUCCUGAGCUUCUGGGGCUACAUCAUCGUCCUCAACACCAUGGUGCCCAUCUCGCUCUACGUCAGUGUGGAGGUGAUCCGUCUGGGACAGAGUAAGUUCAUCAACUGGGACCUGCAGAUGUACUUUCCCGAGAAAGACACACCAGCAAAGGCUCGGACCACGACCCUGAACGAGCAGCUGGGCCAGAUCGAGUACAUCUUCUCGGACAAGACGGGGACGCUCACGCAGAACAUCAUGGCCUUCAAGAAGUGCACCAUCUCCGGACAAACCUACGGUGACCCGACCACGGCUGAGGGAGUGUCGCUGGACCGAGGAAGGCCGGUGGACUUCAGCUGGAACCGCUACGCCGACAGGAAGUUCCAGUUCAUGGACCACUCGCUGGUCGCCCUCAUCCGAUCCAGGAAGGACAAAGACGCCCUGGAGUUCUUCAAGCUGCUGUCGCUCUGCCACACCGUCAUGGUGGAGCAAAAAGAGGAUGACCUGGUGUACCAGGCGGCGUCUCCUGACGAGGGCGCUCUGGUGACGGCGGCCAGGAACUUCGGCUACGUGUUCCUGUCCCGCACGCAGGACACCAUCACCAUCAGGGAGAUGGACCAGGAGACCACCUACGAGAUGCUGGCCCUGCUCGACUUCAACUCCGACCGCAAACGCAUGUCCAUCAUCUUGAGGGCUCCUGACGGUCGCAUCCGCCUCUACUGCAAAGGAGCCGACACCGUCAUCUACGAGCGCCUGUCCCCGAACUCCAGACACAAGCAGUCCACCCAGGACGCCCUGGACCGCUUCGCCAACGAGACGCUGCGGACGCUGUGCCUGUGCUACAGAGACGUCAGCAGGGACGAGUACGACGCCUGGGCCAGGAAGCACAAAGACGCCAGCGUGACCAUGACCGACCGCGAGGCGGCGCUCGACCGCGUCUACGAGCAGAUCGAGAACAACCUGAUGCUGCUCGGGGCCACAGCCAUCGAGGACAAACUGCAGGACGGCGUGCCGGAGACCAUCGCCAAGCUGGCCAAGGCUGACAUCAAGAUCUGGGUCCUGACCGGAGACAAGAAAGAAACUGCAGAGAACAUCGGUUUCUCCUGCGAGCUGCUGACAGACGACAUGCAGAUCCACUACGGAGAGGACAUCAAUGAGAAGCUGACGGUCCGGCAGGCCAACAGGAGGAACGAGCCGCUGUCCUCCGGCCGGAACAGGAAGAAAGCUCCGGAGCCCUUCUUCCCCCAGCCGGGCAAGAACGCCCUCAUCAUCACUGGAGGAUGGCUGAAUGAGAUUCUCUAUGAAAAGAAGAAGAAGCGUCGCCGGCUGCGUCUCCGGCGGCUCGGAAAGCGAGCUCCUCCCAACAGCCCGCAGGACGGCCAGCCACAGGACGACUGGGAGAAGGAGAUGAGACAGAUUGAUUUUGUGGACAUGGCGUGCGAGUGCGAGGCGGUCAUCUGCUGCCGCGUCACCCCCAAGCAGAAAGCCAACGUGGUCAGCCUGGUGAAGAAGUACAAGAAGGCCGUGACGCUGUCCAUCGGGGACGGAGCCAACGACGUCAACAUGAUCAAGACUGCAGACAUCGGCGUGGGCAUCAGCGGGCAGGAGGGGAUGCAGGCCGUCAUGUCCAGCGACUACGCCUUCGCCCAGUUCCGGUACCUGCAGCGCCUCCUGCUGGUGCACGGACGCUGGUCCUACAUCCGAAUGUGCAAGUUCCUGCGGUACUUCUUCUACAAAAACUUCGCCUUCACGCUCGUCCACUUCUGGUACUCCUUCUUCAGCGGAUACUCCUCACAGGUUGCCUAUGAAGACUGGUUCAUCACGAUCUACAACGUCCUUUACAGCAGUCUGCCGGUUCUACUAGUCGGACUCCUGGACCAGGACGUUAAUGACAAGCUCAGCCUCAAAUUCCCCAAGUUGUAUUUACCUGGCCAGCAGGGGUUGCUCUUCAACUACAAGAACUUCUUCAUCAGCCUCUUCCACGGCAUCUUCACCUCGCUCAUCAUCUUCUUCAUCCCGUACGGAGCGUUUCUGCAGACCAUGGGUCAGGACGGGGAGGCGCCUUCAGACUACCAGUCAUUCGCCGUCGUCACCGCCUCGUCGCUGGUUAUCACCGUCAACCUGCAGAUCUCCCUGGACACUUCCUACUGGACGUUUGUCAACUGCUUUGCGGUGCUGGGCAGCAUCGCCAUCUACUUCGGCAUCAUGUUCGACAUCCACAGCGCCGGGAUCCACGUCAUCUUCCCCUCCAUCUUCACCUUCACCGGCGCAGCGUCCAACGCCCUGCGGCAGCCGUACCUGUGGCUCACCAUCAUCCUCACCGUGGGAAUCAGCCUCCUGCCCGUCAUCUGCAUCCAGUUCCUCCAUAAAACCAUCUGGCCCUCGGUCGGCGACAAGGUCCAGCGGCACAGGAAGAAGUAUGAAAUGGAGGAAGAGGAGAAGAAGAAGCCGCCGGCGUUCCAGCGUGGCCAGCGCUCCCGCCGCUCGGCCUACGCCUUCUCUCAUUCCCGCGGCUACGCCGACCUCAUCUCGUCCGGGCGGAGCAUCCGGCGGCGGCCGGCGGCCCGUGGCGGCCCUCAGGACAGCAUCAGGGAGGUUCCCCACAGAGAGGCCGAGAACAUCUGAGCGGCCAGACGCAACGACGGAGCAAAACUGCAGGCGGAUCAUUUACUACAUGCCGGGGUGAAAGCACCCGGAGCGCCCGGCGAGCGCGUCACCGGGGCGUUUCCCCUGCGAAGGCAAAUGAAACGGCAUCGCAGAGCAAAAGGAAACUGAAACUCUCCAUUGGAACCAGUAGAAAUGUCCCGUUUUUUAUUCAGUGGGUGGAGCUCACUCUGAUUGGUCAGAGGUGGAGCUUUUCCUGCAAGUGCCAGAAGAGGUUAAAAAAAAUAGAGAAAGAAAAAAUAAGCGCUCCUGAAAUAGUCAAACUAGUUGAAAUGACUUAACAAGGAGCGCUUGGUUUAUCAUGAAUUGCCUGUGAUUUAACCCCUCACCCCCCACCCCCCUUCCUGCCCCCUCACCACUUUUUUUUUUUUUUUUUUUUUUUUGAAGCGUUCCUGAACUAGUCUGUCAGUUUUGCUCCGGUCUGUAGCCCAAAUAACCUCCACACAGACUCUCUAACUUUUAAUAAAUGAAAAAAAAAAAAAACAACAACCAAAAAACAGAAAAGCUCACUGAAGAGGCACCGUGCCGUUACCGGGGUUCGAUGUCAUGCAGGUGACGGUGUGACAGACGACGUCAUUUAACUCAGGAUUUUUAAAAUAUUACCUUUUUAGUCAAAUAUUAACUAUUAAUACUCCAUGUUAAGCAGCCAGUUUUUCUCUCAGAUGUUGAAGUGGGGCGGCUUCGGUGGAGCUCAGCCAGAACGUUUGAAUGUGAUGUGACGCUGCCACGUUCAGGAUUUGAACCUGUUGUUGCAUAAUCAGGGAAAAAAGUGCCUUUCAUUCGUCUGUUCGCUGUACUAACAUCCAGGCAGCGUGUCUGCUGGCUUUGUUGAUUUAUUUGUCGGUCGGUACCAUCACCGUCCCGCCCAAACUGGGUCAACAACAACAACAACAACAACAACAGGCUGGCCCUGACCGUGUCGUGGUGUCCAUCACGAUAUUGAACUGAAUUUCCCCUGCAGGGAAUCAGUAACUGCUUAUUUUAUCUUAACAUGAAUUAUGGUGAAAUGUUACUAUGCAAGGGGAGAUGGAUGUUAUAAAGUGUGUUUUUAUUGAAUAUACUGUGAAUAGUAACCUUUUAAAUUGUCUGCCAUGUUUAUCUGCAGAUGGGUGUUGGAAAUUAUCAGUUUGAGGGAUUUCACCUUUUAUUUCAGCCUUAAGCAACUUUUUUUGUUGUUGUAUGUCUCUUUGAUGCUGGAUCUUAUACCUCACCUUUGGACUCACAUUCUGAAGGGAACCCACCAAAAACAUGUCUGUUAUUGUUUUGUUUUGUUUUGUUUUGUCCCAGUUUUACCAAAGCAGUUUAAUCACACACUUCUGAGUUAAAAAAAAAAAAAA
Myripristis murdjan (pinecone soldierfish) is the source of this 5433-nucleotide messenger RNA. RefSeq names its product ATPase phospholipid transporting 8B1 (gene atp8b1). Lineage: Eukaryota; Metazoa; Chordata; Actinopteri; Holocentriformes; Holocentridae. Gene Ontology annotation, molecular function: ATPase-coupled intramembrane lipid carrier activity; ATP hydrolysis activity; ATP binding. The transcript has 30 exons. The record is from RefSeq and is a predicted model, not a curated record. Bases 320 to 4057 code for a protein of 1245 amino acids. Gene Ontology annotation, cellular component: plasma membrane; trans-Golgi network. Gene Ontology annotation, biological process: Golgi organization; phospholipid translocation.